Molecule: messenger RNA, 1109 nt
Organism: Cotesia glomerata
Lineage: Eukaryota; Metazoa; Arthropoda; Insecta; Hymenoptera; Braconidae
Gene: Sar1
Product: GTP-binding protein SAR1b
Exons: 5
Coding region: 420-1001 (193 amino acids)
Biological process (GO): intracellular protein transport; membrane organization; endoplasmic reticulum to Golgi vesicle-mediated transport
Cellular component (GO): COPII vesicle coat; endoplasmic reticulum exit site
Molecular function (GO): GTP binding; GTPase activity
Source: RefSeq, a predicted model, not a curated record
GCCACCAAAUGAUUUCUUGAACGUCAGCUCGUCCAUGCUCAGACCCAGCGAGUCUCCGUGACUUUUUCUCAAGUGAAAGUUUAGCAACAAUAAAUAUCUAAUUGUAAUUAAAACUCGCCACCAUAUUCGACAAUUAUUUAUUAAAAUUUUCUGGUGAGCCACGUUAACAAUCACAAUAAUUAAAAUAAACACCCUUAAUAAUAAUCACCAGACUAAUUAUUGUUUUUUCAUAACAAGCUGUGACGUUAUUUAAUCAACAAUUAAUUAUCAUUGUUAAACAAAAAAAAUUCAACAUACGUAAACACUUUAAUGAUAUUUAUCAAUUGAGUCAUUUUUAAAUCGACGGAGAGUAAAUAAAUAUCCAAGUUUCUGUAACACUUGAGGAUUAAUUUGUACAAUUUGUAUUGAUAUUAUUAAAUAUGUUCAUUAUCGAUUGGUUUACUGGAGUACUUGGCUAUUUAGGCCUAUGGAAAAAAGUUGGUAAAUUAUUAUUCCUCGGAUUAGAUAAUGCUGGUAAAACAACAUUAUUACAUAUGCUCAAAGAUGAUCGUUUAGCACAACAUGUGCCUACAUUACAUCCAACAUCAGAAGAAUUAUCAAUCGGUAGUAUAAGAUUCACGACAUUCGAUCUCGGAGGCCAUACACAAGCAAGACGUGUAUGGAAAGAUUACUUCCCAGCAGUAGACGCUAUUGUGUUUCUAGUUGACGCUAGUGAUCGUACGCGACUUCCAGAAUCACGUGCUGAGCUCGAUACUCUUCUAACUGAUGAACAACUUAGCACCUGUCCUGUUCUUGUACUCGGGAACAAAAUUGACAAGCCUGGUGCUGCGUCUGAAGAUGAGUUGAGAGCUUUCUUCAAUUUAUAUGGUCAAACGACCGGCAAGGGAAAAAUUGCCCGAAGUGAAAUUCCCGGUCGUCCAUUAGAAUUAUUUAUGUGCUCUGUUUUAAAGAGACAAGGCUACGGCGAGGGCUUCCGUUGGCUCGCCCAGUACAUCGACUGAACGCACUUAACUAUUAAUAAUUAAAAUUAUUAAUACCACCAAUUCGAUGCUGCAACCUAAACAGUUAAAAUACCAUCAAAAAUAAAUUAAACAAAACCGAAAAAAAAA